AUGGCAAUCUCGGUUUCCAUUCCCUUGGACGUCAUCUACGAGAUCGUCCAGAGGCUUGGGGAGGUUGAAGACUACAACACCUUAGCAAGCAUGUCGCUUACCUGCCGAGCCGUUGCACCGCUUUCCCGCGCGCGCCUGUUUUAUUCGAUUCAAUUCCUACCAGGUGCUGACGAGGAUUUCGAGCUUGAGCUUUCCAGGCUGCGGAGGCUCGACGACCUCUUUACUAGCAAUCCCAUGCUCCCGACAUACGUGCGCAUAUUCGAAUUCGGUAACAUCGAGUCAAAGGUGCUAUGGUUCACAGGCGGACCAUUAGCUCGCGUUCUCAACUCGCUCACCCAGUUGAAGAUCUUUCUUAUUACCGGUCCAUACCCGAAUAUGGACUGGGACGAAUUCGACGAGGAAAUGAAGAUGGCUUGCAUUCGUGCAUCCGCCCGUCCGACGCUAGAAAAUCUAGAGGUGGCUGGUAUCAUGAAUUUGCCAACGGCUUUCAUCACUGAGGCAGUACAGAUUGCUUGGUUGUACCUCGUCGACGCUCAGAUGGUCGUUGGUGACCCAGCUCCGUUUGCCCGCUCAGAGCCUCAACCCCGCCGGGAUUUAAAGACUCUGAUUUAUCAAUCAUGCGAUGGGACACCGCGAUUACUUUUGCAGCAAAUUUCUCAGCCGAGCUGUAGAUUUGACCUCUCUACGUUACAACGCUUUGAAAUCAUCUCGGGGAGCGCCGACGAACUCAUGGUAGCCUGGUCCAUAGCCGCCCUGGCAAAGGGAUCCCUUCGCAGAUUGGUGAUUCCUUCGCCAGAGAUAGAUCCAUGCAUUCCCCUUCCUCUGGAUGUAAUCCGUGAGAUCGGCACUUUUUCCGAGUUACGCAACUUGCACAUCGCCGUUGAGUUCGCUGAUUUCUGUCGGCUGUUGAAAAACGUAACGUUUCCCAAACUCGAAAAUGCUGGUAUCACAAUCCACCUCCGAUCCGAAGAAUAUCAGAAGGAAGCUCAUGAAACCCUCGCUAUCGACACUAGGCUUGUGAUGGAGGUCGAUGAUCGUUUAUUAACUGCCAUGCCAUGUCUUCGUACCAUCCAGUUUUAUUUCUGCACAGGUUUUCGCCGUACGCCGGGGCCUGAUGACGAUAUCAAAGGCUUGUUUGAACGAUUUCAACAGCAGCUUCUGGGGCUCUUCCCAACUCUCUACGAAAGCAGGGUUGUCGUCCAAUGUUCACUUUCGAAUGCAUAUGUAGAUUUCUGA
Laccaria bicolor S238N-H82 is the source of this 1236-nucleotide messenger RNA. RefSeq lists its product as uncharacterized. The record is from RefSeq and is a predicted model, not a curated record. The transcript is spliced from 2 exons. Lineage: Eukaryota; Fungi; Basidiomycota; Agaricomycetes; Agaricales; Hydnangiaceae. Bases 1 to 1236 code for a protein of 411 amino acids.